Scedosporium apiospermum is the source of this 3030-nucleotide messenger RNA. RefSeq lists its product as uncharacterized. Lineage: Eukaryota; Fungi; Ascomycota; Sordariomycetes; Microascales; Microascaceae. The transcript has 4 exons. Gene Ontology annotation, molecular function: RNA binding; protein binding. The record is from RefSeq and is a predicted model, not a curated record. Bases 1 to 3030 code for a protein of 1009 amino acids.
AUGUCACACUAUCAACCACGCGGAGGUCGAGGAGGUCGCGGAGGAGGCGGUGGGGGAGGCGGUAGAGGUGGCAGAGGCGGCGGCGGCGGCGGCGCUCGUGGCCGUGGAGGGUUCGGUCCUGGCGGUGGUGGUGGUGGAGGCGCCAGGAUAUUUUCACCCGGCGGACCCGAUUCUCCACCUUCGACGACGGUUGCUAAAGCCGAAGACGACUUCCUCUCCAAACAAAUUGCGAAUCUCAGCUUGAAGACCUCGCCUCCUCUACGGCCAGGUUACGGUACAGGAGGGCGCCCUAUAACUGUCUGGGCCAACUACAUCGAGCUGGUGGCGUCCUCCGACCUGACACUCUACCGUUAUGAUAUCUCGACGUCACCAGGUGCGACAGGUCGAAAGCUCACCCAGAUAAUCCGACAAGUUCUCCAAGCACCCGAGCUCGCGGGCUUCCAACAAGAUAUCGUCUCCGAUUUCAAAUCAACUCUGAUAUCGCGGCGAAAGCUCGGAGGCAAUCAAAUCUCGAUCAAAGUAACAUAUCACGAUGAGCGCUUCGAGGAACCUCGAGAAGAUGCGCCAGUCUACACCGUUAGGUUGUUGUUUACCAACACCCUCUCAAUCGGGACCCUCAUCAACCACCUCAAGGCUACCGCCCCAUCCGCCGACUACGUCGACAAGAUGCCCACGAUCCAGGCCUUGGACAUUUUUCUAAACCACCAUUCCAGGUUGUCCAAGGACCUCAUUUCGGUAGGCCGCAACAAGACGUUUUCCCUCAAGGAGGGUACCGCCAACUAUAGCCUUGGUGCUGGCCUCGUCGCCGUACGAGGAUUUUUUGCAAGCGUUCGAGCGGCAACCACCCGCAUCCUAGUCAACGUGAAUGUUAGCCAUGGCGUCUUCUAUCAGAGCGGGCCUCUUGAUGCGGUGAUGAAUGAAUAUCUAGACCGGAAUCGCAACGUGACAGGGCUUCACAACUUUGUGAAGAGGUUGAGGAUCACGAUGCGUCACCUCCCCGAACGCAAGAACAAGAGAGGCGAGGUCAUCGUCCGAGCCAAGACGAUUCUCGGACUUGCCACGCAGAAUGAUGGGCAAGGUACGGAGCAUCCGCCAAAAGUCGCAAGGUUCGGCGCAGGUCCGAAGGAAGUUCAGUUCUGGAUGGAUAGUUCCACGGGCUCGGCCAAACCAGCUGCAGCACAGGGGCAGGGCGAGACAGGAAAGAAAAAGAAGAAAGGAAAAGGAGCCCCUGCCGCGGAGAGCAGCAAGCCUUCCUCUUCGACAGGAAGCGGAAAAUACAUCAGCGUCUACGAUUAUUUCAAACAGACGUAUAACCGUUCUGUCAAUGCGAAUAUCCCCGUCGUCAACGUUGGCACGCGAGAGCGACCAACAUAUCUGCCCCCUGAGGCCUGCAAUCUACUUCCCGGGCAAAAUGCGAAUACCAAAUUGAGCCCAGAACAAACCCAGAACAUGAUCCGGUUUGCCGUUCGCAAACCGUGGGAAAAUGCCGAGUCGAUCCUGCGGGACGGUCUCAACACAGUGGGCUUGUCACCCAAGACAAACCUCCUUUUGGGACAUUUCGGCGUAUCCUUAACCCCCAGCUUAAUCAAGGUUCCAGGGCGGGUUCUCCCAGAGCCCAAGGUCUUGUACAAACAAGCCAAGUCGGUUCAAGUCCGUUUCGGGGGCUGGAAUAUGACUGAAGUCCAGUUCAGCGCCGCGGGGAACUUGAAGAAGUGGUCGUACCUUGUCGUCACACAUCCGGGAACCCGGAACGUGUAUGACUCCGUCAACCCGGUCGACGUGAUCAGGAGCUUUGCCGAAGUCUUGAAGAAACGCGGGAUCACGGUGGCCCCUCCCAUGCCAGGAAGGAAGCUCAACCUCAACAACCCCGACGACCCGCAGCUCAGCAAUCUCAUGCAAGGCGCUGCAGGACCGCUCGAUCUCCUCCUCGUCAUCCUCCCGACCAGCAAUACUCCCGUGUACUACCGCAUCAAGUCGUACGGAGACACAAGGUAUGGUCUCCACACCAUUUGCGUUGUGGCCGACAAGCUGGCCAAGCAACAGGGCCAAGACCAAUACUUUAGCAACGUCGCUCUGAAAUUCAAUCUCAAGCUCGGCGGCCAGAAUCAGCUCGUCGACCCAUCUCGACUCGGUAUCGUCAACGAGGGCAAGACCAUGGUUGUGGGCAUCGACGUCACGCACCCGUCUCCCGGAUCCAGCACCUCAGCCCCCAGCGUUGCAGGCAUGGUUGCGAGCAUAGACAGACACGUGUCUCAGUGGCCGGGCGUGCUCAGGUUCCAAUCCGAAGCACGCCAGGAAAUGGUCUCGGAUAUGAAGGACAUGCUCAAGUCUAGAUUGCGACUGUGGAAAGAGCUCGGGAAGAACAAGACUCUGCCGGAAAACAUCCUCGUGUACCGUGAUGGCGUGUCGGAAGGCCAGUACCAGAAGGUUCUGGUUGAAGAGCUCCCGCUAUUCCGAGAGGCCUGCAAGGAGGUGUACCCGGCGGCCGAUCAAAAGGCCGGGCUGCCACGGCUCACCAUCAUUAUCGUCAGCAAGCGACACCACACGCGUUUCUAUCCCACGAGCGAGAAAGACGCGGAUCGCGGGGGUAAUAACCCAGCUGGCACCGUCGUCGAUCGGGGCAUCACCGAGGCGGGAACCUGGGACUUUUACCUCCAAUCACACACUGCGAUCCAGGGCACUGCGAGACCCGCACACUACGUCGUGAUCCUCGACGAGAUUUUCCGAGAUCACUACAAGAAGGGCGUCCCGCCUCCGUACCGAAAUGUUGCCGACGUGGUGGAAAGCCUGAGCCAGACCCUAUGUUACACGUACGGCAGGGCAACGAAGGCCGUGAGCAUUUGUGCCCCGGUUUACUACGCGCACAUUCUGUGCGAGCGCGCUCGGGUAUAUUUAAAAGACGUGUACGACUCGACUCCCGCGGCUUCGGGAGCCGGCUCAGUUGCUGGUAGCCUAGGACGGGCCGGCACCGUUGGGAAUACAGAUGUCGAGCCUCACUUGAAGUUGAGAAACAGCAUGUUUUACAUUUGA